AUGAGGGCGCUAUCAAUAUUUAAAGAGCAUCUCAAGAUUAAGAAGAUCAUAGAGACGAUUGCAAGGAGUGGGCUAGGCAUGGAAGGAUUCUACUCUGCUCCAUCAUCUCCAGAACCAGAACAUUACUGGGACGCUGCUACAUCAUUAGAUCAGGAGUUGAGCUCGAGCGAGGAUGCUGAAAAUGAGGCUAAUGAGAGGACUAGAAGAUUUCAUUUCCUCGACACUUCUGUUCGUCUCUAUCAAGCAGCCCUAAAAGGUGAUUGGUCAGCUGCUAAGGAUGUAUUUGAUAAAUAUCCAGAUGCCAUUACAUAUCCCAUAACAAGACAGAAGGAUACAGUUCUUCACAUCGCGGCUGCAGCAAAGCGCACCGAUUUUGUAAAAGAAUUAGUGAAACUGAUGAAUCCAAGCGACUUAGAAAUAAAAAAUAAACAAAACCAUACAGCCAUUUGCUUCGCUACUGCAUCAGGAAUCGUGGCAAUUGCGGAGGAGAUGGUGAAUAAGAACAAUGAACUGCCACUGAUUCGUGUUAGUAAUGGAUCAAUCACGCCGCUUUACAUGGCAGCUUUGCAAGGACGUAGAAACAUGGUGGCUUAUCUAGACUCUGUCACUGCUUUUGAACGUUUGACUCCUCUUGAACGCAUUGACAUCCUGGUUGCUUCUAUUUCCAGUGAUUUGUAUGAUAUAGCAUUAAAAAUUCUGAAAAGAGAUCCAGCAUUGGCAACAAUGGAGAAUACAUAUGGGAAGAUAGCAUUGCAAGAGCUAGCCAAAAAACCUUAUGCAAUCGGCAGCAAAAGUCAGCUAUCCGUCUGGGAAAGAUGCUUAAACUCCUGGCCCUUCCGAGGGAUCUACAGCAAAGCUUUGAUGCGUAUAAUAGCCCAUCAAUUAGUUGAUCUACUCUGGGAAAACUUUCGACAAUUGCCACAGAAAAAAUUCAGAAAGCUGGUUCAUGACCAUUCCUCUUUUCUUUUUGAUGCUGCAAGAUCAGGGAAUGUUGAGUUUCUAAUUAUACUUAUACGCUCCUAUCCUGAUCUCAUAUGGAGCGUAGACCAGAAUAAACGUAGUAUAUUUCACCUUGCUAUUAAAUAUCGGCAAGAGAAUGUAUUCAAUCUAAUAUAUGAGCUAGGUGCUAUCAAGGAUAUCAUCGCACUCUACACUGACCAAAACAAUAACAACAUGCUGCACUUAGCCGCGGAAAUAGCUCCUGAUAUUCCAAACCGAUUAAAUAUCGUAUCAGGAGCAGCACUUAACAUGCAACGAGAGCUAUUGUGGUUUAAGGAGAUAGAAACCAUUGUGCAACCUUCAUACACGAAGAAGGUGAAUUUAGAUCUAAAAAAGAAUCCCAGGGAGUUAUUUACAAUCACACAUGAACAUUUACAGAAGGAAGGUGAAAAGUGGAUGAAGGACACAGCAAACUAUGGCAUGCUUGUGGCGGCACUGAUUGCCACGGUAGUUUUCACUGCGGCCUUUGCUGUACCGGGUGGCAACAAUCAAGAACUAGGCAUUCCUAUUUUACUUAGAAGCAACUGGUUUUUGGCUUUCUUCAUAUCAGAUGCAAUUGCAUUGCUCUCCUCAUCAACAUCAAUAUUAAUAUUCUCAUCAAUCCUCACAUCACGCUAUGCCGAAAAGGAUUUCCUUCACUCAUUACCUGCAAGGUUGUUGCUUGGACUCACAACACUUUUCAUCUCUAUAGCAAGCAUGGUGGUAGCUUUCAGCGCUACCUGCUUUCUGGUCUAUGACAGUGAAAUCGCAAGUGUUCCAAUUAUUAUAAUAAGUUUGGCUUGCAUUCCUGUUACAAUGUUUUUCAUUUUACAUUAUAGACUUUGGGCGGAUAUAUUCCGCUCAACGUAUGGUUCUAGGUUUCUUUUCCGACCACGUGAACGUAGACUUUUCUAG
This is a messenger RNA of Juglans regia (Persian walnut), 1893 nucleotides long. Its product is annotated as ankyrin repeat-containing protein ITN1-like. The record is from RefSeq and is a predicted model, not a curated record. The transcript is spliced from 5 exons. Bases 1 to 1893 code for a protein of 630 amino acids. Gene Ontology annotation, molecular function: protein binding. Lineage: Eukaryota; Viridiplantae; Streptophyta; Magnoliopsida; Fagales; Juglandaceae.